Messenger RNA from Aphanomyces astaci, 791 nucleotides. RefSeq lists its product as hypothetical. The record is from RefSeq and is a predicted model, not a curated record. Gene Ontology annotation, molecular function: Hsp70 protein binding. The transcript is spliced from 3 exons. NCBI's taxonomy places the organism in Eukaryota, Oomycota, Saprolegniomycetes, Saprolegniales, Verrucalvaceae. Bases 82 to 720 code for a protein of 212 amino acids.
GAACGCUUGGUGAUUGGUCCAUUUCCAAGGGCCGAUACCCGACGCCAAGUGGCCCCUUGCGAGUGACCGACAUAUCGACUGAUGGCUGACUACUACGAUGUGCUGGGGGUCCCCAAGUCUGCUUCGCAAGAUGAGAUCAAGAAGGCAUAUCGAAAGCUAGCCAUCAAGUAUCACCCAGACAAGAACCCCGACAAUCAAGCGGCGGCCGAAGUCAAGUUCAAAGAAAUCGGCGAGGCCUACUCGAUCCUGUCCGACGAAAACAAGAAGCAAACGUAUGAUCGGUUCGGGAAAUCCGCCGUCGACGGGUCGAAUGGCGCGGGCGCAGGCGGCAUGCAUCCGCACUUCAAUCAGCAUAACGCAGAAGAGAUCUUUCAGGCGUUUUUUGGCGGGCAAGAUCCAUUCAACGCGUUCUUCCAGGGCCAGGGCGGCAUGCAAGGGGGCGGUCAACGGGUGCACAUGUCACACUUCGGUGGCCCGGGCUUCGCGUUCCAUUUCGGAGGUCCUGGCGGCGGCAUGCCCCAACAGCGAGGUCGACGGGCACAGCCUCGGCAAGCUGGCCAAGCGCAGGAAGCACCACAGCAGCAAGCGUCCGCGCUCAGCGGCGGCAACCUCAUCCUGAUCUUUCUCUUCUUGUGGAUUAUGGGCGUUCCGUUCAGCUACCUCUGGAUCUUGCUCAUGAUCUACGGGUACUUUAACAGCGCAUUUGGGUCGCUGACUUAAGAUACGUUUAUUGCAACUAUUAAUAGUUAGCGUUCGUUGAAAUUUGUAUCGGCAAACAGCGAAAAAAUCAC